AUGGCCACGCAGCAAUCACCACGCAAGCUCUUCAUUCAGAUGUCUGGCGCGCCGGGCUCCGAGAAGAGCACGGUAGCCAGGCUCCUCGGACGCGCCAUCACCGCCGUGGUCAUCGACCACGACGUGCUCCGGUCCGCCUUUCUCAAAGCCAGGCUCCCGUUUGACCAGGCGGCAAAGGGGGCCUACGAUCUGCAGUGGGCGCUCGCCCAGGACGUCAUGAAGCAGAGCCUCAGCGUCAUCAUCGACAGCACCUGCAAUUUCCAGGAGGUCCUCGAUCAAGGAGCCGCCUGCGUCAGCCAGCACAACUACACCUACUGGUACAUCGAGUGCAGGGUCGAUGACAUAGAUUUACUGGACAAACGCCUACGCGCUCGAGAUCCCAUGAUGAGCCAGCGUACCGGCGUUAAUCGACCACCCCCUGCCGCGGCCGCCGCGGGAGCAGCUGGAGCACAGCUCGAUGCUCGGGGUGCGGGCGGAGACGAAGAUGGCCGGGCUCUCUUCCGUCGCUGGAUUCAGCAUCCUUGCCGCCCACAAGACAAUGUUAUAAUUGUGGACUCUACAGCAGACCUCGAAGUGCUCUGCCACCAGAUUCUAGAGCAGAUUGCUGGUUGA
Beauveria bassiana ARSEF 2860 is the source of this 612-nucleotide messenger RNA. Its product is annotated as ATP-binding protein. The transcript has a single exon. The record is from RefSeq and is a predicted model, not a curated record. The coding region runs from base 1 to 612 and encodes 203 amino acids. Lineage: Eukaryota; Fungi; Ascomycota; Sordariomycetes; Hypocreales; Cordycipitaceae.